Pangasianodon hypophthalmus (striped catfish) is the source of this 3299-nucleotide messenger RNA. RefSeq names its product zinc finger DHHC-type palmitoyltransferase 14. The transcript has 10 exons. NCBI's taxonomy places the organism in Eukaryota, Metazoa, Chordata, Actinopteri, Siluriformes, Pangasiidae. Gene Ontology annotation, biological process: peptidyl-L-cysteine S-palmitoylation; protein targeting to membrane. The coding region runs from base 641 to 2095 and encodes 484 amino acids. Gene Ontology annotation, molecular function: protein-cysteine S-palmitoyltransferase activity. The record is from RefSeq and is a predicted model, not a curated record. Gene Ontology annotation, cellular component: endoplasmic reticulum; Golgi apparatus.
UUUAUUAGUUUCUGUAAGCGGCAGAGGCGCAGCACAGCACAGCGGCUGGAAAGACUGGAGUUCUGUCUUUUUCUCCUGCUAUUCCUCCUUCAUCUGAUGGUUCUUGCCUCUCGCACAGGACACUGGAAGCUGUGAGGAUCUUACAGACUGAAUUUAUUCGCAGGAUUCUCAGUGAUUUCUCACCGGUUUAGUGGUGUAGGAUCUGAGAUGGCGAAGCCGGGGCUGCAGUGGACUCCUACAGUGUGAUCAGUGUGUGUGUGUGUGUGUGUGUGUGUGUGUGUGUGAGAGAGAGAGAUCAGUGUGUGUGUGAGAGAUCAGUGUGAGAUCAGUGUGUGUGAGUGUGUGAGAGAGAGAGAGAGAGAGAGAGAGAGAAAGAGAGUGAGAGAGAAACACACACACACACACACAUACACGGAGGAUCUCAGACCACAGCCUACACACAUCAGCACCUUAUGAAGUGAGCACUUAAUGUUGUAAACAUCACUGGAUAUAUAUAUUUAAAAAGAAAGAAAGAAAGAAAAGAAAAAAAGAUGCUUCGUGUAGUUUUGGCAGCUGCUGUUCGGAACAAACCCGGAUAACACAAGAAGAGCCCAGAUUAAGCUUCCUCUUGUGUACGGAUUGCAGGCUUGCUGCACAGCACAUGAAGCUCGGGGAAGCUGAGCGCAUACGAGGGCGUGAAUACAGUCAGAUCAGCACAAGCAGCUCGACGCCAAUGGAGUCUCCGCACAAGAGGAAGACUGUCAAGAGGAAGUGGCAGGUUUUCCCUGGGAGGAAUAAAUUCUACUGCGAUGGCAGGAUUAUGAUGGCAAGACAGACCGGGGUCUUCUACCUGACUCUUGUUCUCAUCCUCGUCACAAGUGGACUCUUUUUCGUGUUUGACUGUCCGUUCUUGGCGGCCACGCUGACUCCAGCCAUCCCCGUGGUUGGUGGCGUGCUGUUCUUCUUCGUGCUGGGGACGUUACUCAGGACAAGCUUCAGCGACCCCGGCGUCCUGCCCAGAGCCACUCCGGAUGAGGCUGCAGACUUGGAGAGACAGAUAGAUGUUGCCAAUGGUUCCAGUACUACAGGAUACCGGCCUCCGCCACGGACAAAAGAGAUUACUGUAAAGGGACAGACGGUGAAGCUGAAGUACUGUUUUACUUGUAAGAUCUUCAGACCACCGCGUGCAUCGCACUGCAGCCUUUGUGAUAACUGCGUGGAGCGGUUCGAUCAUCACUGCCCCUGGGUGGGGAACUGCGUCGGAAAGAGGAACUACCGCUUCUUCUACAUGUUCAUCCUGUCACUGUCUUUCCUCACAGUCUUCAUCUUCGCCUUCGUCAUCACACACAUAAUCAUGAAAUCCCACAGAAACGGGUUCCUCAGCGCACUCAAAGACAGUCCUGCCAGUGUGCUGGAGGUUGUCGUGUGUUUUUUCUCCGUGUGGUCAAUAGUGGGUCUCUCCGGCUUCCACACCUACCUAAUUGGAUCCAAUCAGACCACAAAUGAAGAUAUUAAGGGGUCAUGGUCAUCAAAAAGAGGGAAAGAUAACUACAACCCUUAUAGCUAUGGAAACAUCUUCACAAACUGUUGUGCAGCCCUCUGUGGUCCUCUUCCACCCAGUCUCAUCGACAGAAGGGGCUUGGUCCUGCCCGAUACGCCGCAGCCUGCACCACCCACGAAUGGUAUCACAAUGUACGGUGCCACUCAGUCCCAGACCCGCAUGUGUGACCAAGACCAGUGCAUUCAGAGCACCAAAUUCGUUUUGCAGGCCGCCGCUACGCCGUUGCUGCAGAGCGAGACUCCAGUCAUGGCUGAUGAGUCAUCGGUGCCUGGCAGGCCAGCUCUAGGCGCUCCGUGUCCGUUGCUUCCUCUCGGCCAGCCCACACCACCCACCUCCACCCCAAGUCUGAGCUGUGAAGCUGAGAGUCUGAGCCCUCCUGCCCCCGAGGCCCAGCACCACUUCCUCACACCUGACGAUGCCCCCUCACCCCCAGGCAUGCUUCCCUGCACAAACCCGCUGGACCACAGCCACACGGCGCCCUUCUACAACCCUGCCAGCCAGGACUCUCUACACGAGGACUCGGUCAGAGGCCUGGUCAAACUCAGCUCUGUUUAAAUAGACUGAUGCGUGGUCAUUGUGUGUGUCCCCCACACUGCCCUUUAAUCUGUGCCAAGAGCCUGCUAGCUCCUCAUCGUAACUCUACAAUCUCAGUGAUAUGAGCAGCCCAGAGUCACUCAGUGUGGACUUGAACACAUUUAAACCCAGCUCACAAUCUGCAACACUCCCUAGUCACAAAGUGAGCUGCCAAAUCUGUCUUUGCUCCUCUGACUGUCUGUACAGGAGCUGCUGCCCUCGAGGCUGGGUGGCUUCUAAAACAAAGGGCUGUAACUAACUCAGUGCAUCGAACCAUUUAAGAAGAGGAUGUUCCACUUGAAUAGCUGCUUCAUGUGUCACUUGCUGGGAUUCACUUUGUAUUUUGGGCUGAUUUUGUGGGUUUUUUUGUUUUGUUUUUUGGAACUCAGAAUCUCUGCCUGACGACUGGGAACGGACAGUUUUUGCCUUCCUGUCUUUUGAGAUUAUUGCACGGUUGAUAACGUGAGGUGUUGUCAUCAUGUUGCAUAUGCGUACACUUUUUCUUUUUUAACUAUUUUGGAAAGAAUAUGGUAUUGUGUUGUGGCACAAAAGAAAUGUUUUCCUUUCUUAACAAAUUGGUGUAUAUCACAUGGAUAUUACUACAUUCCCUGAGUUUUAAUGGGAUUCUGUAAAAGCUGUUCCUGCAUCUUUAAAGAUUCAGUGUUGUAUGCUGCAAACUUCCCUGGUCUGCAUAAACACAGUGUUAUGUUGUGACGAUUGGCUGUGGUGAAUGUCUUACCAACAUGACCUAUGAUACUGUGUCAUGAAAGAAAUACACUGCCCAAUAAAAUCUGAUUCAUUACAAGCACCAGUUACCUACUUAAUUUCAGACUUACAUUAGGAUGCCAUUGUUUUAGGACUGACAAAAAACUCCAUGCAUUUUAGUUACACUUGCUUUGCAAUAACCAGCUUGUACAUUAAUCUCAAAGAAAUACAUUAUUAAUUUUGUCUCUGUAUUCCAGAACUUUUCACCACAUGCCCUUUAGUCAAAUUUUCAUCCAGAGCAGAUCAACAAUUACAUAAGUGCUACUUUUAUAUAAUCAGUUUUAAAUGUACAAACUGGUGUUAUUGUUCUGAAAUAACAGGAUCCACUCAAAAAUGUCUUAAUUUUCAGGAAAAUCAAAGAAUUUUGUUACUAUUGAACGAAUACAUGUAUAAACUUAAAAGAACACUGUUUUUCAACAUC